AAAAUCCUAAAUUUGUAAACUCCAAAAUAUUUGAAUUUUUAAAUCCUAAGCACGUAUACAUGAUUUCGAUCAGACCUCAUGUAAAGUGAAUGCAGAAAGAAAGAUCACUGGGUAUAUACGUUUAGCGUCAUGAAAGUCGUGAAUGCGCAUGCACGUUACUCUUGGUUACGAAACUUACUCGAACCAAUCAUAGAGAACAUGCGCAUAAUGAAUCAAAACUCGUUGCAUAGUAAGUACAAUUUCCCAUUGAACACAUAAUAAGACGACAAUUCGCGCAGUUUGACAGCCUAUGAAAAUUCUCACCACAAAUAUUCAAAAAAUAUAUAAAUAUACAAAAAGAAAGUAUUUCAUUAAACGAUUGGAAUAUGCUACUCAACGAAAAUUUAAAAUUUUCUAUCCACUGAGUAUAUACAUCAGCAUCAUGAUGGUAAUACGAGCGCAUGCGCUUUGUCAUAGAUUAUAGAACACAUAGAACCUAGUGAACUUAAUACGCGCAGAAAAAAUGUGGUUCGUCGAUUAAUUAUAUCUAGGAAUCAGCCCUAAAUAUAUAAGUACAAACUUAUAUUUUAUCGCAUGUACUAUCAUAAUGGAUAAUAUUACUGCGGAAAACGCGAAAGAAGUUUUUGGCACACAUUUUCAACAAUACUGUUUAGAUCAUCAAAUAAUACUUACAAAAAAUAAGUGUGGUGCUUUUAUGGUACCUAAUAUUGGUGCCUUGAAACAAUGUUUACAAUUUCUUGAUGAACUUAAACUGAAAUUACAUUGUAAACUGAAAAAAAUGCAGACUUCAUCCCCAAUUGAUUUAAAUUAUGAAAAUCAGUAUCACAAUGGACAAAGUAUGUCAAUUUGUAACUGUUGUUUAAAAUAUUUAGUUUAUAUCAUUGAUGCUAUUAUUUUAGGGAUAUGUAAGCAAUACAAGUUUUGCACAAAAAAGAAACAGAUAGUUUGUGAAGAAAUUACAAACACACAUCCUAAUUAUUUUACAAAUUUAGCAUUGAAAAUUUAUUUAUAUGAUUCAUCUCAAAUUUUACCCAGUUAUACGUGCCGCUCAAUUCCAAUACAAUGUAUUUUGGAUACUUCCAAGAGCGGAAAUGAAAUAUAUGAAUUUAUCAUAAACACGAUUAAAAGUGAUGUCAUUAUUACUGAUUAUGAAGCUUCUAUUCCAGCAAUGUCAGCACUUUUGGAAGAAUUUAAAAAACGACAUAAAAAAUUUCAUUAUUUUAGCAUAUUAAAACACAUAAUUUCUAAACAAAAACUUAAUCAGAAAUCAAAAUGUGAAUAUGAAAUUAAUAUGAAGCAAAUGAAACUAUUUUUUGACCUUGUAUUUGCUAAAGUAGUCCCACUAAAUAUAUUUGGAAAAUUAAGAAAUAUUAAGAAAAUGAAGAAAGCUCUUUUUCAUCUACUAAAUACACCACGAUUUAAAACUUUAGAUUUGUCGUUAUAUAUUAACAAAUUAGAUAUUUUUAGCAUAAAGUGGGCACAAAACAUUAAAAGCAUAAAAGUAAAAUGGCUUAUUAUUGCCAUAUUUGUGAAGUGGUUUUUUACUGAAUUUCUUAUAAAAAUAUUGCAUAUUUAUUUUCACGUAACAGUUCCAAACAACAGUAAUAAAAGAUUAUACAUAGCACGUUCAGAUUGGUGUAAAAUUAAUACAAAAUUUAUUAAUCAUAAGAAAUAUUCAAAUGCUUUACAACCAGACAUUAAAUGUAAUGACUGGAACCCAUCAAUUGGAAUAUAUAAAUCACAUCCUAAGCAUUCCACUGUACGACCUAUAUUUGUAGCACAAUAUAAAAAUAAUAAUGAAGAGAAACAUUUACAUGUACUACAUAAAUUUCUAAGGCAGUUACAUAUCACAGAAUAUGGAUUAAAUACUUUUGAAGAGCAAUGGAGAUCAAUAAUUCAAACGAAGUCUCUUUUAAAAAAUGAAAAGAUGUAUCUUAUAUCUUGUGAUGUAAUGGAUGCUUUUGGUUCCAUAGUACAAGGAAAAUUAUAUGAUAUCAUACGAUUGCUUUGUGAUAAACUUCCUGAAGAUUUAAUACUCAGAUAUUAUAUAGUAAAAAGCAGAAGAGCUAUGAAUGAUAUUGUAUGUUAUAAACAGUAUAUUUGUGAUUCACAUUUGCAAUUACCAUUCGCACCUGCUACAUUGUAUGUGCGCACAAAUCACACUCAGCGGAUAAAAAAAAGUUGGUUAUUAGACAAAAUUUAUAAAUAUAUAUUUUAUCAAAGGAUAAAACUGCAAGAAAAGCAUUAUAUUAUAGGGAAAGGAAUUGCUCAAGGUGCAAUGUUGUCACCUAUUUUAUCAGAUAUAUAUUUUGAUUUUAUAUUACGCAAAGAAAUGACAAUGUAUCUAAAGACUGGCAAAAUUAUCAAAUAUGUGGAUGAUAUUUUAUUUGUAACUGAAAAUGAAGUUUCUGCAAAACAGUUUUUACAGUUAACAGUAAAAGGAAUACCACAAUAUAAUUGUCGAUUUAAAAAAUUCAAAUUACAAACUAAUGUUUCUAAUGAUCAAAAUACAGUUGUGGAUCAUAUUGUUUACAUUGGUUAUAAAAUUAAUUGUAAUACUUUAGAGGUAGAACCUAAUAUUUCAAACACAAAUUUACGUUAUUCAAUAUUUUCUUCCAAACAAACUUCAGAUCCUUUGAAAUUUCUAAAGUUAAGAUUAUCUAAUUUUUCAACUCUAAGAUUAUCAAAAACUGUCUUAGAUAAUAAAAUUAAUUCUAAAACAACCAUUAAAUCAAUAUUGAAGAAAAUAUUUUUAUUACAAGCAAAACGUGCUUGCCUUUUAAUAAAAGAAUUAUUCAAUGAUGUGCAAAAAUAUGCUCAGAGUAUAUUUAAAAUUAUUCGAAGUAAUAAUAAGAAAAUUGCAAGAUAUAUUAUAGUAGUUUUUCUAAAAUUUGAAGAAAACAUGCAGGAAUCAUGUAUUCGUGAAUGGAACCAAGAAAUUCUUUGUAUGUUGUGGACAUCUUACAUGAAUGUUUUUGUGAAGGAUAAAAUUUUACGAAGAAAUUUUUUGAAAAUACGAAGGAAGUAAUCAAUAUAUACUAAAUUCUUUCCGUAAACAUUGAAAAUAUUUAAAUAUGUAACGUAAUUAUUAUAAGCAUUAAAUAUGAAAUUUCAUAAUUGAAAUAUAUUGAACGUUUACAUAAUUACAGGAUAUAUAAAAAAAGUCGGAACCCUUGAAUAUUUCGAAAAAUAUAAGUUUUAUCAAAAAAUGUUUCAGACAAAAGUUGUAGGGUUUAAAAAGUUCUAUUUACUGGCAAUAUCAUUUUGACCUUGAAGAGUCACUGGAAGGUCACUUCAAUUUUUUUAAAUGGAACACCCUAUAUAUUUUUGCAUAUUCUUGUAGCUUACCUCGAGAGCUUUCUAAAACACUAUGAUAAAGUAUUUUUUUGAUUGAAAACUUUUUGAGUUAUGAGGCUUAAAAGUUACAGUAUUUUUACAUAAAACGAUAUCUCACUCGCUAGUUGGUAUUGUCGUUGAGACGAUGAAAAAGAUGUAAUGUAUGAAACAAAUGAACACAUAACUAAAAAAAAAAU
Messenger RNA from Megachile rotundata (alfalfa leafcutting bee), 3533 nucleotides. RefSeq names its product telomerase reverse transcriptase (gene Tert). Gene Ontology annotation, molecular function: telomerase RNA binding; telomeric repeat DNA binding; telomerase activity. Gene Ontology annotation, cellular component: telomerase catalytic core complex. Gene Ontology annotation, biological process: telomere maintenance via telomerase. The record is from RefSeq and is a predicted model, not a curated record. NCBI's taxonomy places the organism in Eukaryota, Metazoa, Arthropoda, Insecta, Hymenoptera, Megachilidae.